UGUUUUAAGACAGUCACACGAGAUCCAAUAGAUCAUGUCGGGAUUCAACAUUAGAAGCGCGAGGGAAGAAGAUGUGGAUGAAAUCUUUCGGAUGACUAACGAGCUUGCUGCGUAUUUAAAUGAGCCAGAAGCUGUUCUUGUAACACCAGAAAUGCUGAGAAUGAACCAGACGAAAUACAAGUGUGUGGUGGUGGAGGACAAGACAACAGAUGAUUCUAUUUCCGUGCCAUUGAUUGGAUUUGCUCAGUACAUGUACAAAUUCAGUGGUUGGAAAGGAUGGGUGCUCAUGCUAGACAGUCUAUAUGUGGCCCCGGGACACAGGAACAAGGGGAUAGGGUCUGCCCUAUAUCAGAUAGUGGCACGGGAUGCCGCAGCGACCGGCUGUAAUUUUAUGGAGAUCCUUGUUCAUGAUUGGAACUCUGAGGCAAAAGGAUUUUAUAAAGCAAAGGGCGCAUAUGAUUACACCGAGAAAAUGAAAGUACAUUUGUUCAGGAUGCCAAUAUCAGAAUUGGAAAAACUAUCAAAACCAAAUUAAGAGAAAACAAAACAAGCAAAAAAAAAAAAAAAAAAACAAAAACAAACAAAAAAAUUAACUGUGUUGUAACAAAUCAAUUAUGGUGGUUUUAUAUCUGAUUUGUUUUCAGAUGUGAAAAUGUGACAACAUAUACAGUUGUUUUUCGGCAUAGCCGUAUUAUUUUCUUUUGGCCCCGGAUAUGACGCGACAGGUGGCGUUACUGGCCAAGAUGAAGUAUGUGAUUGGUCAAUG
This is a messenger RNA of Pecten maximus, 766 nucleotides long. Its product is annotated as diamine acetyltransferase 2-like. NCBI's taxonomy places the organism in Eukaryota, Metazoa, Mollusca, Bivalvia, Pectinida, Pectinidae. The transcript has 5 exons. Gene Ontology annotation, molecular function: N-acetyltransferase activity. Bases 35 to 535 code for a protein of 166 amino acids. The record is from RefSeq and is a predicted model, not a curated record.